GGCGACCGCGCGGGCAAGCUUCGCUGGCGCGGCCUCAGGUACGACGAUGGGUGUCGGGGGUGCAGCGGCGACGAGGUGUCCGCGUGCAACCGCACGCUUUUCGAGGACACUCGCAUGCAUUGCUGGAUGGGCAAGGCGGGUUGCUUGGUCAUGUGGAUUGCAGAUUACAGCCGCAAGACAAUGCUGCAGGAGCUCUCCCACAUCGACCACAAGCUUGUCGACCGUCAGAUUUCGAAGUUCCGCCAGACCACCAGCGACUGGCACGACGUGGCGCCGCCACAGACGAUCAAGAGUUCGUUCAAGGAGCAGGGGGACACCGUGAGGCAACAACCAGCGGCCGCUCGCCCAGCGGCCACGAAGUCCCAGGGCCCAUCGGCAAUGAAGAAGUCCCCCACGACGAAGAUCACGACCGGGAAGAGCGACAAGCCGCGCGGUCACGAGGAGAUGCUCAAGAACGUCAGCCUGCUGAGCCUGCAGAAGGGGGGCGCGUCCGCGUCCGACAUGCAGGGUGCGAUUAUCUCCGCGGUGAAGGCGCUGCGCCGGCUCCGCGGCCUGACCAAGAAGACCCCUCCCCAUGAGUUGGUGAAUCAUGGCGCGGUGGAGAUCGUGAGCGAGAGGGGCUUCUCCACGAAUGCAAUUGCAGCUCGGUGGAGUGCUCUCGCGCGGUGGGCGAGGAGCAGGCGUGGUGGCCGAUUGCCCAGCCAUUCGAGCAGGGGCAAGCGGCGGUGCAUCGAGAACGAGUUCCAGGCCAG
Prorocentrum cordatum is the source of this 752-nucleotide messenger RNA. The record is from the annotation of a GenBank genome assembly. Lineage: Eukaryota; Dinophyceae; Prorocentrales; Prorocentraceae.